AUGGAACAGCAGCUGGCAGCCUGCCUCGAGGCGACGCUCUCGCCAGAUGCCAACACGAGAACACAAGCCGAAUCGCAGCUCGAAUCCUUCCGAUCUCCCCAGACCGACCCUGCAGGGCAAGCAGGUCCUGGCUUUGUCAAGGUGCUACUCGACGCGGGUCUUCCGAUACACAUUCGCCAAUCCGCGGGUAUCGCCCUACGCAAAUACAUCACGGCACGAUGGUCGCCCUACUUUGACGGAUUCGUCGGCAGCGCCGUGGACGUGGCUGUCAAGCAGCAGAUCCGUCAGGCUUUGCUCGCAGGACUAUCGGAUCCCGUGCGCAAGAUUCGUCUAGCGUCCUCGUAUGCCAUCUCCACCAUCGCAGGUCCCGACUACCCCGAUGAGUACCCUGAUCUGUUGCCCUACAUCCAUCAGCUGCUACAACGCGGAGAGCCCAACGGCUUGCACGGCGCCAUGACGCUCCUCUCCGAGUUUGUGCGGGUCGAGAUGGACGAAAUUCAAAUAAUGCAGGUAGCCAAGGAGAUCCUGCCGGCUUUGGAGCGGGUGCUGGCGCAAGAGCAACAGCACAGUGCCCACGUUCGGGCGAGAUGCGUGCUCGUCUUUCGACAGUGCCUCACAACCCUCUUCAUGGUCAAGGAAUCUUAUCCUGACAUCGUCAAGCAGGCGUCGCAGACCAUGCUUCCGCGGUGGCUGUCCAUGAUGCAGGCGCUCUUGGCGCAGGAUGCUGCACAACAGCUUGGCUCCGAUCUACAGCAGGGCUGGCCAACGCUGGCACUACGCAACGAGAUCUUCAAAACGCUCAAGGUUGCCGCCAUGUUCCGGGCUCGGUUCAAAUCGCAUCUUCAGAGCUUUAUGCAGUCGUCAAUAUCCAACCUUGUCUCUCUCCUUCCUCCUUUCAAACAGCUCUACUUGUCCAGCGCAUCCGCUAUUGAUACGCCGACAUCAGAUGAGGGCGACGAAGAUGUGUCUUGCGACAUUCCCACCUUGGCAUGCUCGAUCCUCGACUUCAUCAACGAAGCGUCACGAGGCGACCGCUGCCGAGAUCUCUUUCUCCACGGCGGCACAGGUGGUCAGGGUAGUGAGACCGAGGUCUUGCAGCAACUCGUCGGUCUGCUUCUCGUCUACAUCGACAUGACGGUCGACGACGAGGACAAUUGGGCCAACGACGCAAACGCUUUCAUCGCUGACGAGGACGACGAGACUCUGGCCUACAGCUUGCGCAUUGCGGCUGCCGACCUGCUCGGCAUGCUCAUCGAAGAUUUCCCAGUUCCUGCAUUACGAGCUAUCGGACAACAGCAGCAGCAUCUCAUCGCGCAGGCACGCAUCGAAAGGGCGGAUGGCAACGAGGACUGGUGGAAAGCGCAUGAGGGCGUGUUGACCGCCAUCGGUAACAACGCCGACGCUAUCAGCGAAAUUGUGGAGACCCAAGCCGAAGGCAAGCAGGCUCUUGACCUCGAAAACGUCUUUUCUGCCGUCGUGCUGCCCAACGUCGGCAGUGAUGCGCCACCUUUCCUGCAAGGACGUGGCUUUGUGUUUGCGUCGCAAUUCGCCACGUCGCUCCCCUCCGAGCUUGCCGCUCAAUUCCUCGAUGCAGCCGUAAGCGCUAUCGAGUCUGAGAGUGCUUCCCUGCCCGUCAAAAUCUCGGCGGUUCGCACCGUUAAAAACUUCUAUCGACACUUGCCCUCGCAGGUUGUUGGACCCUUUGCACCCCGCGUCGUGCAAAAGCUCGGGCCUCUCCUUAUGCAGGCUUCUGAAGACACUCUCAUCCUCAUCAUCGAGACCGUACAGGCCGUGGUGGUGGAAGAGUCAGACAGCGGCGAUGUGACAACAUCGGCCUUGGUAGAACCCGCCAUCAUCGGCGAGAUUGUGCGCGCAGCUCUCCAGGUGUGGGCGCCCAAUGCUCGAGACAUUAUUCUCCUGUCCGUGGUCUCGGACCUGCUCGAGUCGCUGGCUGGCUCGAAGCAACCUGGCGUCCCUCAAGUCAUCGUCCAGCAGAGCUUGCCCUUCCUCGCUGCCGCCAUCGGUUCCAGUCUACCGGACCAGCAAGCUGCCACCAGCAAUGACGAGCCUUCCGCCCUUGCAGAGACCGCAGUGGAGCUCGCCAAGAGCGUGCUCGAUGGCGCCGAUCCUGCUGCACUUCGCGGCGCUGUCAACGUCCUCUGUCCGAACCUGUUCCAGGUGCUGUCCACCAGUCAGGAUCGGGACGUGCUGCAAAAUGGUAUCGAAUGUGUCACCGUGCUCGUCAAGAAGUGCACGCAGGAACUUCUCGACUGGAAGCAGCCGCAAAGCCAAACAUCUUCUGUGGACCUCAUGUUGCAAAUCAUCGCCAAGCUGCUUGUCCCUACCAAUGACUCCGAAAGCGGAGGCCUUGCGGUGGGUGACCUGGUGGUGUCGCUGUUGAGAAAAGCAGGCGACCGCAUCUCCCACAUUCUGCCCGAACUGCUCGGUGCUAUGGUGCAACGCCUCGCGACCGCACAGACGGCGACAUUCACGCAAUCCCUCAUCGUUCCAGUUGCAUACCUGAUGCACGAUAACGAUGAGCAAGCCAAGCAGGUUAUGAAUUUGCUCGAGUCGAUUCAGGUAGGAUCUUCAACCGCCGAAGCGGAUGCUGAGAGCGGCAGCGGUCUCGAGGUGCUUUGCAAAAAGUGGGUCGACAAUGUCGAAACAUUCCAAGGCUUCUGGGCUCAGCGUGUCAGCGCACUAGCGCUUGCCAAGGUUUUGGACAGCCGACGCUCCUUCCUCACCACCGUCAACGUUCGAGGUGACAUUCUGCCGGACAACUCGGGCAUCAUCCGUACUCGCUCACGGGCAAAGACCAUGCCGCAUCAGUACACGAGCGUUCCCAUGUUUGCCAAGAUCGUCAAGGUGCUGCUCAAGGAAUGGAGCAGUGCUUCGCGGGCGGGCAGCGGCGGCGGUGCUGGCGCAGGUCGCGAAGACGGAGCGCGUACGCCCGAGACCGACGACGAAGAUGGCGAGUGGGAUGACGAGUACGAGCCGAAGACGGGGGGCAAGGACGACUUUGGCUUCCUCUCAGAUAUGCUGGGUCCUGGCGGCCUAGAGGCGUUGCAAGACGAUGACGAGUUUGGACUUGAAGACGACGAAGACCUCAAGUCUGAUCCUGUCUACAGCUUGGAUCUAAAGAGCUGGCUAGGUCAAUACCUACAGCAUCUUGCACAGGCAGUCGGACGCACCUCUUUCGAAUCUCUUCUCGCACCUCACAUGAAUGCAGAGGAGACAUCGAUGCUCAACUCGAUUUUGUAG
Messenger RNA from Pseudozyma hubeiensis SY62, 3261 nucleotides. RefSeq lists its product as hypothetical. Gene Ontology annotation, biological process: protein import into nucleus. Gene Ontology annotation, molecular function: small GTPase binding. NCBI's taxonomy places the organism in Eukaryota, Fungi, Basidiomycota, Ustilaginomycetes, Ustilaginales, Ustilaginaceae. The record is from RefSeq and is a predicted model, not a curated record. Gene Ontology annotation, cellular component: cytosol; nuclear envelope. The transcript has a single exon. Bases 1 to 3261 code for a protein of 1086 amino acids.